AUGCUCAUGCGCUCUCUCACGCGCUAUCACGCGCUCUCUCACGCGCUCUCUCACGCGCUCUCUCACGCGCUCUCUCACUCGCUCCCUCACGCGCUCCCUCACAUGCACCCAAACACGCACCCUCACACGCACUCUCACGCGCACUCUCACGCGCUCUCUCACGCGCUUUCUCACGCGUCUCUCAAGUCUCUUGCGCACACUCUCACGCGCACUCUCACGCACACUCUUAUGAGCACUCUGACGCUCACUCUCACGCGCACACUCUCACACGCACUCUCUCGUACUCUCUCACUCACGCUCUCACAAGCACUCACGCGCUCUCUCACGCGCUCUCUCACGCGCUCUCUCACGCGCACUCUCACGAGCACUCUGACAUGCUCUGUCAUGCGCUCUCUCACGCGCUCUCUCACGCGCUCUCUCACGCGCUCUCUCACGCGCACUCUCAAGUACACUCUCACUCGCUCUCUCUCACGUUCUCCCUCACACACUCUCACGCACAUUCUCUCUCAUGCGCUCUCUCACACACUCUCCCACGUGCUCUCUCUCAUGCGCUCUAUCACGCGCUCUCUCGCGCGCACCCUCAUGUGCACUCUCACGCGCACUCUCACACACACUCUCACGCGCACUCUCACGCGCUCUCUCACGCGCACUCUCACGCGCACUCUCACGCGCUCUCUCACGCGCUCCCUCACGCUCUCUCUUGCGCACUAUCUCGUGCUCUCUCUCACACGCUCUCUCACGCGCUCUGUCACGCGCACUCUCACACGCUCUCACACGCUCUCACACGCUCUCACACGCACUCUCACGCAAAUUCUCACACGCACUCUCUCGCGCACUCUCACGCGCACUCUCUCUCUCACGCGCUCUCUCACGCGCUCUCUCACGCGCACUCUCACGCGCACUCUCACGCGCACACUCACGCUCACUCACGCGCUCUCUCAUGCGCUCUCUCAUAUGUACCCUCACUCGCUCUCUCACACGCUCUCUCACGUGCUCUCUCAGGCCUUCUCUCAGGCCUUCUCUCACGCACUCUCUCAUGCGCUCUCUGACAUGCACUCUGACGCGCACUCCCACGCGCACUCUCAGGCACACUCUCACGCGCUCUCUCUCGCGCACUCUCACGCGCAUUCUCUUUCUCACGCGCUCUCUCACGCGCUCUCUCACGCGCUCUCUCACGCGCACUCUCACGCGCACUCUCACGCGUACUCUCACGCUCUCUCACGUGUUCUCUCAUACGCAACCUCACGCGCGCUCUCUCACACGCUCUCUCAUACGCAACCUCGCGCGCUCUCUCUCACGCGCUCUCUCAUGCCCUCUCUCAUGCACUCUCUCACGCUCUCUCUCACGUGCUCCCUCACGCACUCUUUCAUGCGCUCUCACACGCUCGCUCACGCGCUCUCUCACGCGCUCUCUCACGCGCUACCUCACGGUCGGUAA
This is a messenger RNA of Closterium sp. Yama58-4, 1437 nucleotides long. Lineage: Eukaryota; Viridiplantae; Streptophyta; Zygnematophyceae; Desmidiales; Closteriaceae. The record is from the annotation of a GenBank genome assembly.